Molecule: messenger RNA, 261 nt
Organism: Diversispora eburnea
Lineage: Eukaryota; Fungi; Glomeromycota; Glomeromycetes; Diversisporales; Diversisporaceae
Source: the annotation of a GenBank genome assembly
AUGGGACAUAGGGACAGUCAAAAAAUUUGGGUAUAUGCAAAUUUGACAACACCCUCCACAAAUAAACUUAGGGUUCGGUUUGGUUCAAAAGUCAUUGGUUGGACUCUUGAGUUGGAACGAAUAACUUUGGUUCAACCAUCAAUUCAAACCUCAGUUCGACUAUCAGUUGAACUAUUGAUAAUUGUUAAUCCUUCUCCAAAAAAGCGUCUUCAUGGUCUUAAUAGCAACGAUAGGCACGGUACAUACGAUUUAUUUCAAUAA